Molecule: messenger RNA, 949 nt
Organism: Onthophagus taurus
Lineage: Eukaryota; Metazoa; Arthropoda; Insecta; Coleoptera; Scarabaeidae
Product: 27 kDa glycoprotein-like
Source: RefSeq, a predicted model, not a curated record
AAUAAUCACAUCUUAAGACCUGGAGUUCAGUUGAUAUUGGUAAUACUGUAAAGAAUUUUCAAGAAAAAAUGAAUAUCAUUAUCAUCGGACUUUUUGCCCUUAUCGGAAUGGUUUACUCCAGCCCAUUUUCCGAAGGUGAUUACUUUAUGUUACAAGUACAACAACUUCAACAUCGUAAGGAAGCUAUGCGAUUGGCUGAAGAGAGAAAACUGAAAGAAAUGUGUUUCAAAACAACUAAAAGUUACGAAGCUUAUCAUGAUUUAAAGAUUGCCGAUGAUGAAUUGGAAGUUUGUGUUAAAUUAACAAUGAACGAAGUUCUUUUAGAUUACACGAGAAAACUGGUAAAUAACGAUGACUUUUAUUAUUCCCGACCUUCGAGAUCAAUUCAAGUAGUUGAUAUCAUCAAAGGAACGUGUAACAGAAAAUCGGACUUAAUGGAUUGUGCGAAGAAAUACGAAGUAGUACUUGACAAAUGUCUUGACGAUAAAAAGAAAAAGGAAGUCGCUAAAGCCCAACAAAGCGCUAAGAGUUUGACCGAAUAUAUUUGUUAUAAUGACGCAGAAAGAAUUCAAAGUUUUAUGAACAACGGAGGAAUGCAGUGCUUAAAAGAUAACGUUAACGGAAUCCAACAAUGUACAGAAAAUGUAAUCAGCAGUAUAAACACGCUUCUAAGCGCUACAUCCAUUGACAAUUUAGAAAUUGACGAAGAAGAACGCUGCAAGACUUUACGCAAAUUCCUGAACUGUCUGAUAGAAAAAAUGAAAUCUUGCAGUAACAAAAAGCCGGCCAAUAUAAUUCAAGAAUUUGUCGAUCAUAUUUUAGCAACUGAAUGUGCUACAACUACAAACGCGGUGAUUGUACAUUAAGAUUAACAUUGCGUAAACUUUUUAAAUUCCACCUAUGCAACGUUUAUUGUAUAAGAUUUGGUAAUAAAAGAUGUAAUAAGAAA